Messenger RNA from Rhagoletis pomonella (apple maggot), 618 nucleotides. Its product is annotated as neither inactivation nor afterpotential protein C-like. The record is from RefSeq and is a predicted model, not a curated record. Gene Ontology annotation, molecular function: ATP binding; protein tyrosine kinase activity. Gene Ontology annotation, biological process: protein phosphorylation. NCBI's taxonomy places the organism in Eukaryota, Metazoa, Arthropoda, Insecta, Diptera, Tephritidae. The coding region runs from base 1 to 618 and encodes 205 amino acids. The transcript has 3 exons.
AUGUAUUUGCCAUAUACCCAACUGCCCGAUCCAACGGAAAAGUUCGAGAUCUAUGAGGAAAUUGCUCAAGGAGUCAACGCAAAAGUAUUUCGGGCAAAGGAAUUGGAUAAUGAUCGGAUGGUAGCUUUAAAAAUUCAACACUAUGAUGAGGAACACCAAGUAUCCAUUGAAGAAGAAUAUCGAACCAUGCGUGAUCAUUGCAAUCACCCGAACCUUCCAGAAUUUUAUGGUGUUUAUAAACUUGCAAAACCAAACGCGCCUGACGAAAUAUGGUUCGUCAUGGAGUAUUGCAGUGGUGGCACAGUUGUGGACAUGGUUAAUAAAUUGGCAAAACUGGAACGCCGUAUGCGAGAAGAGCAUAUUGCUUACAUCAUUCGUGAAGUAUGUCGAGGAGCUAUUGAGCUUAAUAGAAAUCACGUAAUUCACAGAGAUAUAAGAGGAGAUAAUAUUUUACUAACAAAGGACGGGAAAGUGAAGCUCUGCGAUUUCGGUUUGUCACGAGAAGUAGAUUCGACCCUUGGCAAGCGAGGCACAUGCAUCGGAUCACCUUGCUGGAUGGCACCGGAGGUUGUAACUGCAAUGAGUGCAAAGAAAGAUACUAUCUCACAUCGUUGCUGA